This is a messenger RNA of Micromonas pusilla CCMP1545, 1251 nucleotides long. RefSeq lists its product as uncharacterized. Bases 186 to 956 code for a protein of 256 amino acids. Lineage: Eukaryota; Viridiplantae; Chlorophyta; Mamiellophyceae; Mamiellales; Mamiellaceae. The record is from RefSeq and is a predicted model, not a curated record. The transcript has 2 exons.
CUCGGUUCUCCGAUGCUCUGAUCACGACCAGCACAUUCGUAUAUAUUUCAUUGUCAAAACCUUCUUUCGAUCUAAUCCUUCGGAAAUUUUCUGACAGCUUCCUUUGAGAACGCUUUCCAUAACGAACCCUCGAAGAACUUGAUCCAAGCACGUUUUUGCUUUUUUCGACCUCGAGAGUGUGAAAAAUGAGCGUUACCGUGAGCGCAAAUCUUUUUGAUGCUCUUGACACCAAAUCAAGUAAAUCUAAAAAGACAGAAAAAAAUAAUAAUAAUAAUGAAACAGACUUGCUUGAUGAAAAGCUCUGGGCGGCCACAGCUACGAGGAACGUGCUUUCAUGGGCCGAUUGUGACACAGACGAAGAUGAUAUCAGCGUUGGAACUUCAACCGCUGGAAAUGAGACUGAUGUUGCAGUAUGUGUCAAAGAAAGUUUCGAAGAGUUUAACGGCCACAUUGAAGAUAUGGUGUUUGACGAGCUAGACGAAGACGAUGAUGAUGAAGAUGAUCUAGCUGUUACUGUUCCUAUCGAACCACCGUGUCGCAGCAGUAAGUCCACUGCUACACAGGAGAGACAGUUAUCAAAGAAAGAAAUGAAAAAAAUUGAGCUCGAGAAACUUGAAGCUGUCUUUGCAGAGUUUGGCGUCGAGGUAGGUGUUUGCACGGAAGCUGGAAAAGAAACUGACUUAGGAGAGAGUAAAGCUGCUGCUAGACGCCGCAAGAAAGCCGCACGGGUUGUUUCCAGCUCCGAGCAAAUAUCUGAAAAGAAAACAGCCAACCCAGAUGAUGCUCCUGGUACAAGUGAUACUGUUCUGAUUAACCCAGUUGAAGCUAAGAAACUUGUGGCAGCCAAGUUGACCGGCAAGAAAAAAAACCAUGGUUUAAUUUCGUCGACUGCUGUCGCUGAGGCGAAGGCGCGUGCCGAAAAGUUGAAAAGAAAAGGGAAAACAAACCAAAAGUAAACAACACCAACAAGUUCUUCUUCCUUAUUUUUUUGCAGAAGUCGUUCAGGCAAUCUUCCUUCUCUACACCGUUCACUAUUUUCCGAUGAGGUUACCUUUAAGUUUGAAAUAUCUCUUUUGGAAGAAACGCCAGCGGUUGAGUGCUUUAUGCAGUGCGAAACGCUGACUCAUCUUGCUCAAGGCACAAUUGAUAAAUUAGACAGCUUUUGAAUAGACUUGUUCUGAUAGUACAAGCAGCAACGUUGUCAAAUACAAAUUUAUGCACUAGUUGACACGAUGCAAAAAUGGCCUCUUC